Calypte anna (Anna's hummingbird) is the source of this 803-nucleotide messenger RNA. Its product is annotated as adrenodoxin. Bases 107 to 760 code for a protein of 217 amino acids. Lineage: Eukaryota; Metazoa; Chordata; Aves; Apodiformes; Trochilidae. Gene Ontology annotation, cellular component: mitochondrion. The record is from RefSeq and is a predicted model, not a curated record. The transcript has 5 exons. Gene Ontology annotation, molecular function: 2 iron, 2 sulfur cluster binding. Gene Ontology annotation, biological process: P450-containing electron transport chain; positive regulation of oxidoreductase activity.
GACUGCAGUGAGAAUUGUCGUGCUCCUAUUCCUGAGGUAGCAGCUGUCAGUGCUCCUGCCCAGCUGUCACCUCAGCUUGUGACCCCUUGUAACGUCAGACAUUGCAAUGAAUGCUGCUCCUGAAACUGGUUCCUCAAAGGGGAUUCUGCAAGGCAAAACAAGCAAAGGACAGCCCAGGAGACACGGAGCAGGACCCGAAGCAGCAUUGGUGGCUCAAGGCAUGGCGGGGCUCCUGCGUCUCUUGCGAGGUGGACUGAACCUGAGCAAGAUCCGCUUUGUUUAUCUCUGUGGGGAGAGUGAGCAGCAUUGUGCAUCAGCUCAGCAGCGGUGGGAAAGAGGCUUCAGCUCCACCAACAAGCUCCUGGAUGCUCAUGGGGAGUUGAGCUCUGCAGACCAGGUGACAGUGCAUUUUAUAAAUCGGGAUGGAGAGCGACUUACAGCCACAGCCAAAGAAGGGGAGAGUUUGCUGCAAGUGGUAGUCAAUCAAAACUUGGCCAUUGAUGGGUUUGGUGCAUGUGAAGGGACAUUAGCCUGUUCCACCUGUCACCUCAUCUUUGAGAAAGACACCUUCCAAAACCUGGGUGCCAUCUCAGAUGAAGAGCUGGACAUGCUGGACUUGGCGUAUGGCCUCACUGAGACAUCUCGCCUUGGCUGCCAGGUGUGUGUUAAGAAGUCAAUGGAUGGUGUGACUGUGCGGGUCCCCAUGGAUGUAUCGGACAUCAGGAAGCAGCUCGAGGUUGGAAAGCAAAGCAAACAGUAACUGGGAAUGGUUACUGUACAGGUCUGAUACCUGUUUUAGGUGU